CAAGUCAAACCGAGUAGGAGGUGGAGAGCCUGAGGUAAAAAAGUAAAAGUGAUAGACUGGAGGGCGGAACUAAUCUUGUGUCUGGGUUUCUGUCUGGGAGGAAAAAGAAGGUGAACUGGGGAACAACAGGAAGUUGCCACUCACGGGAAAACCCAGCAUAAUUCUUUCAACAAGUUGUCACCAACAUGGAUAGUGUGUUGAACUGAUGUACCUACAAAGCCAGGGAGGCAGCCGGUAAGGAAAUGGUUGCUGAUUAUGUUAAAAGACUGGUUGAAGCGAGUUGCUAAAGAAUCGCGGCUGCCGCUAGCUUACAUAGCAUUAGCAUUGUGCCGUGAGUUGGUCGGCUGUUUACGAGCGGCACCAUUGUUUAUUGUUGGUCUGUGUAUGGAAGACUAUUAAUGCUUGCAUAUGGUUAAGAGAAGCUGGUUAUAAAUACUAUUGUUACUGCUUAAGUUCAAAUGCAGGUUGAUCAUUUAAUUUAGCACUUUAAUAGAAAGCAGUAUUUUUCAAGUUGUAUGUACAAUUGUUAGUGAAUUACAUAAUUUGAGCAUUUAAAAAUACUCAAGUAAAUAUUGUGCUACAAAGCUUAUGUGUUGCAUUGAUGUGUUUUAAAAAAAAAUGUGUUUGGUAUUGUUCACAAUAUUUGUAGAUGUGUGAUAACAAACAUAAUUUGUAUUUUGGGUUUUGGUUUGUAUUUAAAGGUUUUUCACCUAUGGCUGACUAUGGCCGAAAAGAAGAUUAAAGGGAAAAAGGAAAACAAAAGAUCUGCCUGGUCAUUGAGUGAAACCCAGUUAAACACCUGUGGUAGAUGCAUCAAUCCCUUUCAAGCAGGGAAGCUGCACAAACUUAAAGAGCUUGACAGUGAAAAACCGGGAAAUUAAAAUCUGGGAGCGAUGACCUGGAGUCCUGGGAAAAGGGAAUAAUUAGUGCAAAGAGAAAAUUCGGAGAAUCCCUCAAAUUGCAUGUGCCAUUCCCAUUAGUAAAUAAACCCCAGUUCAAGCCUGAGCAUACAAGAAUGGCAGACCAAGCUGCUGGGAAGUCAGUUGAACAGCUCAAAGGAGUGAGGACAACAGCUAAGAGAUCAUUCUCGCGUCUGGUUAAUAGCAUUACGAGGACGCAUGAGGAUAUGACUGAAGGAGAACUCAAAGACAGUUUCAAUAGACUGACAACGGAAGCAGAGAAAGUCAUGGAGGCCAAUGAUGAUCUAGAGGCCGGUUUCAUUGCAGAGCUAGAGACAAAGCUUGACAUAAGUGAAGCAGUUGUGCUGACAGAACAGCAGAAAGUCGACUUAGCAAAGACUGCAAGUGAAUGUGAGUUAAAACUGAAGGAAAUAAAAACUCUAGUCAGAGAGACUCUCUGGGCCAACUUUGGAAGUGCAGAAUUGUCCACAGCACUACAGGCAGCAGAGGCUGAGUGUGAACAUGUUGCUGCCAUUAAGCCUAACGGUAAUUAUGAAGUGUAUGAUCUCGUACUUGGCCACCUGAAAGAACUGGUGGGAGUGGCAAAGGAGAGCUAUAGCAAGUGGAAACAUUGGAUCCCAUCGAGUGUCCGGAGGGACCUUCAAAGCAAUCUACAGAGGCUGGAACUCUGCAUCCCCAGGCUGGUUUCCAGAAAAGCUGACUUUCUGGAGAUGAGAAUAAAGGAGGACGCUGAUCACCUGACGUCAUUGCCAGCUACCUCCAGCUGCCCCAUGCCAAUCAUCAAGCUGAAACCAACAGCCCUUCCCAAGUUUCUUGGAAAUAAACGAGACUUCCACAGAUGGAAGAAGGAAUGGGUGGCUCUUCAGGGGCAGGCGGAGCCAUCUGGUUCGAAAGAGAUCAAAAAGUUUCAGCUACUUGAUAGCGUGGAUGAGAAAAUAACAAGAGAGCUCCGACUCACCACUUAUAACACUGCAGAUAACAUCUUUCGUGUUUUGGAGAAUCGGUUUGGCAAUCAAACAUCAAUUGCUAUUGAAAUAGUGGAGGAAUUGCAGAGAAUGCCAGCUGUUAAGAGCCACCAGCCAAGAAAAAUAGUGGAAUUAAUUCAAGCUGUGGAGAAGGCGCUUCAAGACCUGGUUGACCUUGGUGACACGGGGGCUAUAAAAAACCCAUUGGUGACAAAGUCAAUCGAAAGUAAACUUCCAGAGACACUCAAAAAGGAGUGGCUUAUUUAUGUUGCUGACAGUAGGAACGCGGUGACACCAGAAAGACGAUUUGAUAGUCUCCUGGAAUUCCUCAAAGAGCAAGAAACCAUAUAUGAGCAGCUUGAUCAUCUGAAAGAGGAAGAGCCAAGCAAGAGAGAAAGAGUGGAGCUGAAACAUUCCAGAACCAGAUUCACCAAAUCAGGCAGUGACGAAAGGUGUGUGGUCUGCGGUGAUGGAAAGCAUAAAAAGAAACUCUACUUCUGCAGGCGGUUUAAAACAUUAAAGCUUGCAGCAAAAAAGGCUGCAAUUAAGAAACUAGGCGCAUGCUGGAGUUGUCUCGAGGUUCAUGACAACGGGUCAUACUGCAAACCCACUUAUCUGUGCAAAAACCCAGACUGCAAAGAAGCGCACGCUGCAGAGCACCAUUACUACCUAUGCCCAAAUGCUGAGGUGAGGAAGGGAAGUGCAGCAGGGAGGCAAAACAGAUCUGAUCCAGAGGGAGGAAAGGUCAGCAGGAAAUGUACGGAGGAUCAGGAGGAGUUCCUCAGUAAACUAUCACCUGAACUGGCAAGAGAAUGCAGGGAUGCAUUUUCAAACACUGCGUCCAGGGCAUGCAGCACCACCAAGGAGCAGCCAAGUCUCCUAUUUGAAGGUGGGCUUCGAGAGCUGCCAGUAAUCAUGAUGCUCCUUGAGGUCACAGCUAAUGCUGGGCAAAAGAUUGGGACAUUAAUUGACCUGGCUUCUGACACUAACUAUAUAACCCACAGGACUGCAAGCAGUCUUAACCUAAGAAGUGAAGAAAUCACUCUGGUUGUUCAUGGAGUAGGGGGAAUGAAAACGCAUGUGAAAACAAGGCGGUAUCUUUUAAAGAUCCGAGUCAGAACGCCUAGAGGCACACUUAGGUCACACCAACUGGUCUGCUAUGGACUCGACAGCAUAGCAGAAGUCCACAAACAUGUCACACCGAGUCAGCUACAAAGGUUCUUUCCGGAUAUACCACUCGACGAUCUUGUAAGACCGAAAGACAUUCAUCUACUCAUAAGUCAUAAAGAAGGUCGGCUAGCGCCUCAGAGGAGCAGAGUCAUUGGUGACCUUGUGUUAUGGGAUGGGCCACUUGGAAAGACAGUUGGGGGAACUCACCCUGAGCUGUUCGAGGAGCUUACUGUCUCUGCCCACAUGUCCAAGACACACUUUGCCAGGUCAAUGAGAGCAGCAGCUGUCAAGUAUGAGGAGCUAAUUGGCGAGGCCUCAGACCAGUCUUCAACAAGUAAGCAUGUUCCUGCUAAGCUUCAGAGGUCAAGCACCUCAACCACCAGUCGAGAAUUCUUCGAGUGGUGGAAGUGGGAUAGUAUUGGUGCUGCAUGUGAGCCAAAGUGUGGGGGCUGCCGUUGUGGAAAUUGCCAGCCAGGUGGGAAAGAGAUGACACUGGCCGAGGAGAGAGAGCUUGAAAUAAUAAGAGAAGGGCUCACCUAUGUCACAGGUGAUGGCCACAGCGAGGAACCACACUGGCAUGCCAAAUACCCCUGGGUUGAAGAUCCAGCAUCCUUACCAGACAACAAAAGAGGAGUCGAAAGCACAUUCCUCCGGACAGAGAAGCAAUUGGCCAAGGAACCUGAAUGGAAAGCCGCUUAUGCUGCUCAAGUGCAUGACAUGGUGGAGCGUGGAGCGGCAGUCAAGUUGUCCAAGGGCAUGAUCAGUAACUGGGAUGGGCCAGUGUGGUACGUGAGUCACCUCAUUGCUCCGAAUCCCCACUCUGUUACAACUCCAGUCAGGCUUGUGUGGAAUAGCAGCCAGAGGUUUAGGGGUGUGAGCUUGAACGACCUGCUAAUAAAGGGUCCAGAUGUCCUCAACCAGAUUCGGGCAGUUCUCCUUAGAUUCAGAGGCGGAGUGUAUGGCGCCCUUGGUGACAUAAAAAAGAUGUACAAUUCAGUUUGGUUGGAAGACAGAGAGAUGCACCUGCAUAGAUUCCUCUGGCGGGACUCUGAGGAUGACGAGCUAGAGGAAUAUGCAAUCACAAGGGUGAAUAUUGGAGAUAAACCGGCAGGAUGCAUUGCACAGCUGGCAAUGCGUGAAACUGCCAGCCUUUCUACCUUUUCCCACCUCAAGGAGGAACGUCAGGUACUCCAGCAAGACAGUUAUGUCGAUGACAUCCUUACCUCUCACAAUGACAUGAACCAACUAGAAGUCAUUACAGAGAACAUUGGGCGAAUUCUAAAGGCUGGAGGAUUUGAGCUGAAGCCUUGGGUCUUAUCUGGGCAAAGUGGGAGGAGGAACCGCGAGACAAGGAUGAAAACCAUAGUCCUACCAAACCAAAUGCGUGACGAAGAAAACAAAGCUCUUGGUCUGGGUUAUAUAGUGGAAGAAGACAAGCUUCAUGUCUUGGUAGCAAUCAACUUCUCCAAGAAGAAGAAAAAGAUGCAAGUUGGCCAAGACCUUGUCCAGGAGCAGAUUAAGACCCACACGCCAAACCCGCUGACACGAAGAGAGCUUCUCAGUCAAGUGUCAGGGUUGUAUGAUCCAGUCGGUUUGGUCACUCCUGCAAAGCAAAAAGGAGCAAUCUUAGUUCGCAGAGCAUUCCAAGAGACAAAAGUUGAAAGCUGUUUGGUCAAGGACACUUGGGACAUGGCGCUCUCAGAUGCCCUGAGGGAGGACGCCAUUAGGCUUUUUGAGGAGUAUGCCCAGCUCAGCAAAGUCACAUUUGCCAGGGCGCUAACUCCCCCAUGCUUCACCGAAGAACCCUGGGCUAUUACCUUCUCUGAUGGAAGUGAGCAAGCCUAUGGGGCAGUGUUGUACUUAAGGUGGAAUUCAGAUCAGGGCACAAUCAUUAGAUUGGUGGAGUCCAAAGCUAAGUUAACUCCACUGGACCACAAAGGGGAUGUUGUCAAAGCAGAGCUGUGUGGGGCAGUGUUUGCCUCGCGCCUAAAGAAAUACUUUGAGGCACAAAGCCGGAUUCAGGUUGAGAGGUGGUAUCACUUUGUCGACAGCCAAACCGUCAUUGGGGCAAUACAGCGGGACAGCUAUGGUUAUCAGACCUUUUUUGCAAAUAGGAUUGGAGAAAUACAGAGCAGCACGAGGAUUCAAGAUUGGUGGUGGAUCCCUGGCCCUCAGAACAUUGCGGAUGUAGUCACAAGAGGAGCUAGUCCCAGAGAUCUAGAUGAAGACUCAGAAUGGCAAAAUGGUCCAAAGUUCUUGAGUUUGCCUGUGAGCGAGUGGCCAGUUAGGUCAGCGAAAGAGUUAGCCGCCACCGCCAAAGAAAACGUCAAUAAGCUGCAAAGAAAGGCAUUUGUCGCUGCCUUGACAAGGGCCGAGAUAAGAGGGCAAGAAGAAAAGCAAAGUCGGGCUGAGGCCCAAAGAGAGCAGCGAAGACCACCUGCAGGGUUAGUCAUCAGGAACCUUGUGGAUGUCAAGCGGUUCAGUGACCUAACUCGAUUGGUUAGAUCAGUUGCUUGGACUUGGAGAGCAGCCAGAAAGUUUCUUGGGGGACAUCCAGCUGCUAAUGACCCAAAGUGGGAGGCAGUUCCGGUGGCAGGAGUAAUUUCUGUGAAGGAACGUGGAGAUGCCCUAAGAGACAUCUUCCUUGCAGCACAAGACAGCACAGUCUUCCCAAGCACUACUACAGAUAGACUGGUAGUAUACAAAGACCCAAGCUCUGGGCUCUUUGUUUGUGGUGGCCGAGUGCAAGCUUUUAAGAAAGACCAGACGAGUGUUCCCAUCUUGGCUUAUGAUGCUUGGGUGUCUACACUGUUAGCCCGGGAGGCCCACAAUGAGAGUCAUGAGGGAGUUGCUGGGACCCUGCUCAGAAUGAGGAAGAAAGCGUGGGUCGUAAGAGGGAGAAGGAUUGCUCAAAAGGUUGUUGAUGGUUGUGUGGUUUGCCGGAAAGCAAAAGCACAGAGUUGCCGGCAAAUAAUGGGCGACUUACCUCCGGAAAGAACUCAACCUGCUUUACCUUUUGAGUUCACAACAGUGGAUCUCUUUGGACCCUACCAAGUAAAGGAUGACGUCAAGAAAAGACUCAUGAUAAAGGUUUGGGGGGUUGUAUUCUGUUGUAUGGCCAGCAGGGCGAUUCACACGGAGUUAGUAAACUCCUUGUCGACUGAAGGCUUCUUGAUGGCUUACCAGAGAUUUACAGCAAUUAGAGGACAUCCAAGAAAGAUCUGGUCAGACCCGGGCACAAAUUUCAUAGGAGCGAAGUCUGUCUUGAAGGAACUUUACAGAUUCUUGGAAAGCCAGAACAAGUUUGUCUUGGAGGAGACUGCGGCAAAGAAUGGAACAGAGUGGAUGUGGAAAGUUAAUCCAGCUGAUUCCCCGCAUAGGAAUGGAGCUGCUGAGGCUGCUGUGCGCAUUGUGAAGAGAGCGCUCCAGAGUCUUGGAAGGGACUCUGGGCUAAGUUACAGUGAGUUCCAGACAGCUCUUCUUGUGGCAGCUAACCUUGCAAAUGAGCGCCCGAUUGAUGCCAGAGUACAGAGUCGGGAAGGUUGCAUUCAUUACCUCACACCCAACAGUCUUUUGCUUGGUCGAGCAUCUCAAGACGGGGACUUCAAGAUGUUUGACUUUUCCAUUUACCCCUAUAAGAGACUCCAGGCGAUCCAGGCAGAAGUGAGCAAGUUUUGGAGGUCCUGGAGCCAACUUGCUGGCCCUAAUUUGUUUGUAAGGAGCAAGUGGCACACUGCACACAGAAAUGUCGCUGUUGGAGAUGUCGUCUGGUUAAGUGAUCAAAAUGCGCUGAGAGGACACUAUAAGAUGGGCAUAGUUGUCAGCACUAAUCCAGACAAGAAAGGCAUUGUGAGGGACGUCAAUGUCCGGGUAUGCUCAGGUUACAGCGGUUCUGUGGCUAAGUCCUUGAGAGCGGAGGACUUAAGCUCUGGUUCAAAGGGAGCGACUCCGGUGGCUCAAGCUACCAUCCUUCAUAGAGACGUCAGACGCCUAGUUGUUCUAUUACCUGUGGAGGAGCAAAAUGGAACCAAGCCGUCCCCAUCAUGCUUCAAUGGGAUGAGUUAAACAGCGGUUUGCUUGUGAAGUUGGCGAUCUCCCGUGGUCCAAGGGAAGAUCGAGUGGGAGGUGUCAAGUCAAACCGAGUAGGAGGUGGAGAGCCUGAGGUAAAAAAGUAAAAGUGAUAGACUGGAGGGCGGAACUAAUCUUGUGUCUGGGUUUCUGUCUGGGAGGAAAAAGAAGGUGAACUGGGGAACAACAGGAAGUUGCCACUCACGGGAAAACCCAGCAUAAUUCUUUCAACAAGUUGUCACCAACAUGGAUAGUGUGUUGAACUGAUGUACCUACAAAGCCAGGGAGGCAGCCGGUUUUUCACCUAUGGCUGACUAUGGCCGAAAAGAAGAUUAAAGGGAAAAAGGAAAACAAAAGAUCUGCCUG
This is a messenger RNA of Oreochromis niloticus (Nile tilapia), 7489 nucleotides long. RefSeq lists its product as uncharacterized. Gene Ontology annotation, molecular function: nucleic acid binding. Gene Ontology annotation, biological process: DNA integration. The coding region runs from base 1016 to 7120 and encodes 2034 amino acids. The record is from RefSeq and is a predicted model, not a curated record. NCBI's taxonomy places the organism in Eukaryota, Metazoa, Chordata, Actinopteri, Cichliformes, Cichlidae. The transcript has 2 exons.